AUGAAUGGGGAGUGCGGGAUCCUCUUAGAUAAGAGUGGCCCCUUCCGAGAGUGUCACAGCAAAGUCGACCCUGCGGGCUACUUCCAAGACUGCGUGUACGACUAUUGCUUCUUCAAAGGCCAACAAGCUGUGAUAUGCCAGCUUAUAACUAGCUAUGCUGCAGCCUGCCAGGCCGCCGGGGUGACUAUAUAUGCCUGGAGGACCAAUUCCUUCUGCAGUCUCUCCUGUGCCCAAAACAGCCACUACGAGGUCUGCGCCCACGGCUGCCAGUCGACCUGCAGCAGCCUCUAUGCCCCAGUUCAGUGCUCGGCCCAGUGCUGGGAAGGUUGCGUGUGUGAUGAGGGCUUUGUGCUCAGCGGUGAUGAGUGUGUCCCUAUAUCCCAGUGUGGCUGUGUCUACCUGGGAUUUUAUUAUAAGGCUGGGGAGACCUUCCACCCAACAUGCCAGGAGCAGUGUGUGUGCCAGGCCAGCGGAGACGUGGUAUGUAAGGGGUUGUCCUGCCGCCCUAAUGAGGAGUGCAAGCUGGUGAAUGGUAUCCGGCAAUGCCAGCCUGUCGGAUCCGCAACGUGUUCUGCUGCUGGAGACCCCCACUACCUCUCCUUCGAUGGGGUCGCCUUUGAUUUCCAAGGCACCUGCACCUACAUCCUGGCCAAGACCUGCACUGAUGCCGGGAACCUGACAUCCUUCUCCGUGAAGGUGGAGAACAAGCCCUGGGGCAAUGGCAAGGUGUCUGUCACCAAGCUGGUGUCCGUGGAGGUCUACGGGCUCACGCUCACCCUGCUGCAGAACAAGAAGGGGCUCAUCAUGGUGGACGGGGUGUCCCACAACCUGCCUGUGGUCGUGGCCGAUGGGCAGCUCCGAGCAUAUCAGCACGGCGGGAACGUCCUUGUGCAAACUGACUUCGGCCUCACCGUGAGCUAUGACCUGGUUUACCAUGCCAGAGUCACUGUCCCGGGGAACUACCAAGGCCAGACGUGCGGCCUGUGCGGGAACUACAACAGGCGUCAGGAUGACGAGUUCCUGCUCCCCGAUGGCAGCGCGGCCCCUAACGUGGCAGCCUUUGGUUCCGCCUGGAAAGUCCCGAUCCCGGGGGCGGCCUGUGAGGACGGAUGCGCCGGGAAGAGCUGCCCGGUCUGCAAGGAGACGAAGAAGGAGUUCUUCAAACAGCGCAACUACUGCGGGCUGCUCACGGCCCCCGAUGGCCCCUUCGCCUCCUGCCACGACACGGUCAGCCCCAGCGUGUAUUUCAACAACUGCCUGUAUGAUGUGUGCUUAGGCAAUGGGGACUCCCAGGUCCUGUGCCAGAGCAUCCACAGCUACGUGACGGCCUGCCAAGAGGCCGGGGCCACCAUCCAGCCCUGGAGGAGCGCCUCCUUCUGCCCUCUGCGCUGCCCGGCCAACAGUCACUACGAGGUGUGUGCUGACCUCUGCACCACCACCUGUGCCAGGAUCACCGAUGCCAGGAAGUGCCCAGACACCUGCGCCGAAGGCUGCCAGUGCGACGAUGGCUUCCUCUUCGAUGGCCAGGGCUGCGUGGCUCUGCAGAGCUGUGGGUGCUACAAGAAGGGGAUAUAUUACAAGCCUAAUGAGACGGUUCUGACCAACAAGUGCCAGCAAAACUGCACCUGCACUCCUGCCCAAGGGGUGACCUGUGAAGCCCACAGCUGCGCCAGCGAUGAAAGCUGUCAGAUCAGAGACGGAGUCAUGCAAUGCAUCAACAGAGAUCCCUGCAAAGUCCUGACAUGUCGGGCCAAGGAGACGUGCAAGGUCAAGAACGGCCGUGCGAUGUGUGUUCCCAACUUCAUUGGAACCUGCUGGGGCUGGGGGGACCCGCACUAUCACACUUUCGAUGGGCUGAACUUCAACUUCCAGGGCACCUGCACCUAUACCCUGGCCAAGUACUGCGGCAGCGACAACACCCUGGUGCCCUUCACCAUCGAUGAGAAGAACGACAACAGGGGGGGCAACCAGGCUGUCUCCUACGUGCGCCUGACCAACAUCUACGUCUAUGGCUACAACAUCUCCAUCUACAAGAAGGAAGUUGGGAAAAUCAGAAUCAAUGACGUGACCACCAACUUGCCGGUGACCCUAGAAGACGGUAAAAUCAAGCUCUACCAGAGCGGUCUCAGUGCUAUCCUGCAGACAGACUUUGGUCUGCAGGUGUCGUAUGACUGGAAUUGGCACCUGAUCAUCACCCUCCCCAGCAGCUAUUAUAGGGCCCUGGGCGGUCUUUGUGGGAACUUCAACCAAAACCGUGGAGAUGACAUGACGUCACCCAACGGGACCCGAGUCUCUUCCAUCGUGGAGUGGGCCAGGAGCUGGAAAGUCAAAGACCGGGACCCCUUCUGCUGGGAUGAUUGCCAAGGGAACUGCCCAACAUGUGAUGAGAGCAGGAAAGAGAUCUACGGGGGCAACGAAUACUGUGGUUUGAUCAGCAAAGCACCGGGAGGGCCCUUCAGAGAGUGUCACCCCAAAGUGAGCCCCGAGGACAUUUUUGACAGCUGCAUCUAUGACGUGUGUCUGAACGGGGGAGCCAAGAACAUCCUGUGCCAGGCGCUGGAGGCCUACGCAGCCAUCUGCAAGAAACAAGGCAUCACCGUCUAUGACUGGAGGACUCCAUCUGGCUGUGUCCCAAUCUGCCCUGAGAACAGCCACUACGAGGCCUGUGGGAACGCCUGCCCAGCCAGCUGCUCCGACCAAACCGCCAACUCCUCCUGCCGGGAGCCCUGCGUGGAGAGCUGCCAGUGUGACAACGGUUACGUCCUGAGUGCCGGCCAGUGUGUCCCGGUGGGGAGCUGUGGCUGUGACUACAAUGGCCGCUACUACAAACCCAACGAGGAGUUCUGGGCCGAUGAGAACUGCCGCUCUCGGUGCAGAUGUGAUCCCAGCUUGGGCAUGGUGCUUUGCCAGGAGACCAACUGCAAGGCUGGCGAGAGAUGCGCCGUGAUCAACGGGAUCCGUGGCUGCUCCCCAAUCAGCUACUCCACCUGCACGGCCUCCGGGGACCCUCACUACACCACCUUUGACGGGAAAAAGUACGAUUUCAUGGGCACCUGCACCUACCUGCUGGCUGGGGUCUGCUCAGAGGACCCCACUCUCACCCCAUUUAACAUCAAGGUGGAGAAUAACAAUCGCGGCAGCAAGGCCGUGUCCUACACCAAAGCGGUGACCUUGGAGGUCUACGGCAGAAACAUCACUGUCAGCCAGCAAUAUCCCCGCAAGAUCAAGGUGGACGGAGUCUUUGUGGCCCUGCCUUUCUACCAUGAGGAGAAGCUACAGGCCUACAUCAGCGGAGCCCAAGUCCUCAUGAAGACCGCCUUCGCGCUGAGGGUGUCCUUCGACGGGAGCCUGGUCCGGGUCACUGUGCCCAACACCUACGCCAACGCCCUUUGUGGCCUGUGCGGUGACAACAACCAAACUGCCAGUGACGACCUGACCAUGAGAGACGGGAGACGGGCAGCCAACGCCAUCCGGUUUGCAGAGAGCUGGAAGGUGGGGGAGGUCCCGGGCUGCUCAGACAGCUGCACCGGGAAGUGCCUGGUCUGCAGUGAGGCUCAGAGACAACCCUACAAGGGAGAUCGGUACUGCGGGGUCAUCACCAGAGGGGACGGACCGUUCAGAGAGUGCCACGGAGUCAUCGACCCAGCCCCUUUCUUCAACGACUGCGUCUUUGACACCUGCCAGUACAAGGGCCUCCGGGAUGCUCUCUGCAGUGCGAUCAGCGCCUACGUGACAGCCUGCCAGGCCAGGGGCAUCCGGAUAGGGCAGUGGAGAUCGGCCUCAUUCUGCAGUCCCACCUGCCCCAGUAACUUCCACUACGAGCUCUGUGGGAGCGGCUGCCCUGCCACCUGCCACGGGCUCUCGGCGCCGGACGGCUGCGAUGCCCCCUGUGCCGAAGGGUGUUUCUGCGAUGCCGGGUUCCUCCUGAGCGGAGACAGGUGUGUCCCCGUUGCGCAGUGCGGCUGUGUGCACCAGGGCACGUACUACAGGAAGGGAGAGGUGUUCUUCGCCAGCGCCUCCUGUCGGGAGCAGUGCUGGUGCCAAGACAACGGGGUCGUCCGGUGUCGCGAGGCCUCCUGUGGAGCCAACGAGCAGUGCAAGGUGGCGGACGGCAUCCGGAAAUGCCACCCUGUCGGAUCUGCAACGUGUUCUGCUGCCGGAGACCCCCACUACCUCUCCUUCGAUGGAGUCGCCUUCGAUUUCCAAGGCACCUGCACCUACAUCCUGGCCAAGACCUGCGCUGAUGCCGGGAACCUGACAUCCUUCUCCGUGAAGGUGGAGAACAAGCCCUGGGGCAAUGGCAAGGUGUCUGUCACCAAGCUGGUGUCCGUGGAGGUCUACGGGCUCACGCUCACCCUGCUGCAGAACAGAAAGGGGCUCGUCAUGGUGGACGGGGUGUCCCACAACCUGCCUGUGGUCGUGGCCGAUGGGCAGCUCCGAGCAUAUCAGCACGGCGGGAACGUCCUUGUGCAAACUGACUUCGGCCUCACCGUGAGCUAUGACCUGGUUUACCAUGCCAGAGUCACUGUCCCGGGGAACUACCAAGGCCAGACGUGCGGCCUGUGCGGGAACUACAACAGGCGUCGGGAUGACGAGUUCCUGCUCCCCGAUGGCAGCGCGGCCCCUAACGUGGCAGCCUUUGGUUCCGCCUGGAAAGUCCCGAUCCCGGGGGCGGCCUGUGAGGACGGAUGCGCCGGGAAGAGCUGCCCGGUCUGCAAGGAGACGAAGAAGGAGUUCUUCAAACAGCGCAACUACUGCGGGCUGCUCACGGCCCCCGAUGGCCCCUUCGCCUCCUGCCACGACACGGUCAGCCCCAGCGUGUAUUUCAACAACUGCCUGUAUGAUGUGUGCUUAGGCAAUGGGGACUCCCAGGUCCUGUGCCAGAGCAUCCACAGCUACGUGACGGCCUGCCAAGAGGCCGGGGCCACCAUCCAGCCCUGGAGGAGCGCCUCCUUCUGCCCUCUGCGCUGCCCGGUCAACAGUCACUACGAGGUGUGUGCUGACCUCUGCACCACCACCUGUGCCAGGAUCACCGAUGCCAGGAAGUGCCCAGACACCUGCGCCGAAGGCUGCCAGUGCGACGAUGGCUUCCUCUUCGAUGGCCAGGGCUGCGUGGCUCUGCAGAGCUGUGGGUGCUACAAGAAGGGGAUAUAUUACAAGCCUAAUGAGACGGUUCUGACCAACAAGUGCCAGCAAAACUGCACCUGCACUCCUGCCCAAGGGGUGACCUGUGAAGCCCACAGCUGCGCCAGCGAUGAAAGCUGUCAGAUCAGAGACGGAGUCAUGCAAUGCAUCAACAGAGAUCCCUGCAAAGUCCUGACAUGUCGGGCCAAGGAGACGUGCAAGGUCAAGAACGGCCGUGCGAUGUGUGUUCCCAACUUCAUUGGAACCUGCUGGGGCUGGGGGGACCCGCACUAUCACACUUUCGAUGGGCUGAACUUCAACUUCCAGGGCACCUGCACCUAUACCCUGGCCAAGUACUGCGGCAGCGACAACACCCUGGUGCCCUUCACCAUCGAUGAGAAGAACGACAACAGGGGGGGCAACCAGGCUGUCUCCUACGUGCGCCUGACCAACAUCUACGUCUAUGGCUACAACAUCUCCAUCUACAAGAAGGAAGUUGGGAAAAUCAGAAUCAAUGACGUGACCACCAACUUGCCGGUGACCCUAGAAGACGGUAAAAUCAAGCUCUACCAGAGCGGUCUCAGUGCUAUCCUGCAGACAGACUUUGGUCUGCAGGUGUCGUAUGACUGGAAUUGGCACCUGAUCAUCACCCUCCCCAGCAGCUAUUAUAGGGCCCUGGGCGGUCUUUGUGGGAACUUCAACCAAAACCGUGGAGAUGACAUGACGUCACCCAACGGGACCCGAGUCUCUUCCAUCGUGGAGUGGGCCAGGAGCUGGAAAGUCAAAGACCGGGACCCCUUCUGCUGGGAUGAUUGCCAAGGGAACUGCCCAACAUGUGAUGAGAGCAGGAAAGAGAUCUACGGGGGCAACGAAUACUGUGGUUUGAUCAGCAAAGCACCGGGAGGGCCCUUCAGAGAGUGUCACCCCAAAGUGAGCCCCGAGGACAUUUUUGACAGCUGCAUCUAUGACGUGUGUCUGAACGGGGGAGCCAAGAACAUCCUGUGCCAGGCGCUGGAGGCCUACGCAGCCAUCUGCAAGAAACAAGGCAUCACCGUCUAUGACUGGAGGACUCCAUCUGGCUGUGUCCCAAUCUGCCCUGAGAACAGCCACUACGAGGCCUGUGGGAACGCCUGCCCAGCCAGCUGCUCCGACCAAACCGCCAACUCCUCCUGCCGGGAGCCCUGCGUGGAGAGCUGCCAGUGUGACAACGGUUACGUCCUGAGUGCCGGCCAGUGUGUCCCGGUGGGGAGCUGUGGCUGUGACUACAAUGGCCGCUACUACAAACCCAAUGAGGAGUUCUGGGCCGAUGAGAACUGCCGCUCUCGGUGCAGAUGUGAUCCCAGCUUGGGCAUGGUGCUUUGCCAGGAGACCAACUGCAAGGCUGGCGAGAGAUGCGCCGUGAUCAACGGGAUCCGUGGCUGCUCCCCAAUCAGCUACUCCACCUGCACGGCCUCCGGGGACCCUCACUACACCACCUUUGACGGGAAAAAGUACGAUUUCAUGGGCACCUGCAUCUACCUGCUGGCUGGGGUCUGCUCAGAGGACCCCACUCUCACCCCAUUUAACAUCAAGGUGGAGAAUAACAAUCGCGGCAGCAAGGCCGUGUCCUACACCAAAGCGGUGACCUUGGAGGUCUACGGCAGAAACAUCACUGUCAGCCAGCAAUAUCCCCGCAAGAUCAAGGUGGAUGGAGUCUUCAUGGACCUGCCGUUCUACCAAGAGGAGAAGCUACAGGCCUACAUCAGCGGAGCCCACAUCCUCAUCAAGACCGCCUUCGCCCUGAGGGUGACCUUCGAUGGGAGCAGCCUGGUCCGGGUCACAGUGCCCAACACCUACGCCAACGCCCUCUGCGGUCUGUGCGGUGACAACAACCAAAUGGCCGGGGACGACCUGACCAUGAGGAAUGGGAGACGGACGUCCAGUGCCGUCCUGUUCGCAGAGAGCUGGAAGGUGGGAGAGGUCCCGGGGUGUUUACACGGUUGCACCAAGAACUGCCCAGUCUGCAGUGAGGCUCAGAAAAAACCCUACAAGGAAAACCGGUACUGCGGGGUCCUCACCAGAGGGGACGGACCAUUCAGAGAGUGCCACAGGGCCAUUGACCCAGCCCCCUUUUUCGAUGACUGCAUCUUUGACACCUGCCAGUACAAGGGUCACCGUGACGCUCUCUGCAAUGCGAUUGGUGCCUACGUGACGGCCUGCCAGGCCAGGGGCAUCCGGAUAGGGCAGUGGAGAUCGGCCUCAUUCUGCAGCCCCACCUGCCCCCGUAACUCCCACUACGAGCUCUGUGGGAGCGGCUGCCCUGCCACCUGCCACGGGCUCUCGGCGCCGGACGGCUGCGAUGCCCCCUGUGCCGAAGGGUGUUUCUGCGAUGCCGGGUUCCUCCUGAGCGGAGACGGGUGCGUCCCCGUCGCGCAGUGCGGCUGCGUGCACCAGGGCACGUACUACAGGAAGGGAGAGGAGUUCUACGCCAGCGCCUCCUGCCGGGAGAGGUGCCGGUGCCAAGACAACGGGAUCGUUGAGUGCCAGGAAGCCUCCUGUGGAGCCAACGAACAGUGCAGGGUAGAGAACGGAGUCUUGGGUUGCCACGCCACAGGCUUUGGCAAAUGUGUAGCAUCUGGUGACCCUCACUAUCUGACCUUUGAUGGACGGGCCUUUGAUUUCCAGGGCACUUGCACUUAUAGCUUAGCCAGAGUUUGCAGCAGUGUUGCUGGGCUGGCAAACUUCUCCGUGGUGGUAGAAAAUGAGAGCUAUGGUAAUGGCCAAGUGUCAGUGGCACGGAUGGUGGUGGUCUCCAUUAAUGGUCACACCAUCACCAUGGAGAGGGGAAGGAAGUGGAAAGUCAAGGUGGACGGGGAACUCUGCACUCUCCCACUGGCUAUGGACAAUGGGAAACUUCAGAUCAACCAGGAGGGGAACAACCUCAUUGUCCAAUCUGCCUCUGGCCUCCAAGUCCUUUAUGACACCUCCUAUUAUGUCCUAGUCUCCAUCCCCAGCUCCUACAAGGGACACGUGUGCGGCUUGUGCGGCAACUUCAACAGUGACAAGAACGAUGACUUCCUGCUGCCCAGUGGGAAGAGCGCCCAGAACGUGGAUGAGCUUGGGGCCUCCUGGAAGGUGCCCAUUGAUGGUGCCAUGUGCGCCGAUGGCUGUGGUGAGAGGUGCCCUGUCUGCAAUGCAGAUCAGACGAAGCCGUACCAGGUCGAGAACUCCUGCGGGUUGAUCAAAGCUACAUCAGGUCCCUUCAGAGGCUGUCACUCGCUGGUCAGCCCCGCCGAGUAUUUCACCCAUUGUCUCUAUGACAUGUGUGCUGCCAAUGGGGCGAGAGAGACCCUCUGCCAGAGCCUCCAGGCCUACGCGGCCGCGUGCCAGGCAGCAGGAGGCACAGUCAGUGCCUGGAGAACGGCCUCCUUCUGCCGUAAGUCUACAGAACAAUCUACAGCCUGCUCUUAUCUUCAGCUGUAUUUGCAGUUAGUGAUGUGGUAUCACAAUCUCUCUGCUCGUCAGAUACCUUUGUGA
Dermochelys coriacea (leatherback sea turtle) is the source of this 8640-nucleotide messenger RNA. RefSeq names its product IgGFc-binding protein-like. Lineage: Eukaryota; Metazoa; Chordata; Testudines; Dermochelyidae. The record is from RefSeq and is a predicted model, not a curated record. Bases 1 to 8640 code for a protein of 2879 amino acids. The transcript has 19 exons. Gene Ontology annotation, molecular function: protein binding.